AUAAAGGCCACCAAGAUUCAGAUCUCAGCGCCCCCUAGUACAGCUUGGUUUCUUCAUCUCUUCUCAAAUUCCAACUUACAGAGGAAGACGCAGCGCCGACAUGUCGUCCAUCACUUCAUCACCAAACUCUCUCUUCCUCAAGAACCCUAAUCUCAAAACCAACACCAACAACUUCACACAAUCUCCAUACCUCAAACUCGCCUUCCCCACCAAAGCCAGACCCGUUUCUAUCACCUGCUCUUCUUCAGCCGCGCAAAUUCAAACCCAGCCCUCCACUCAGAUCCAUGCUCAGCAACCCGACCGGGUCUACAACUUCGCCGCUGGACCCGCCACGUUGCCUGAAAAAGUCUUGCUGAGGGCGCAAUCAGAGCUCUACAACUGGCGUGGCUGCGGCAUGAGCGUGAUGGAAAUGAGUCACAGAGGUAAGGAGUUUAAAUCAAUUAUUGAAAAAGCUGAGUCGGAUCUAAGAAUACUUUUAAAUGUCCCGGAAGAAUAUUCCGUUCUGUUCUUACAAGGCGGUGCCACGACGCAGUUCGCGGCGGUGCCCUUGAAUUUGUGUUCACCAGAUGACUCGGUGGACUAUUUGGUUACCGGGUCCUGGGGUGAUAAAGCUCUCAAAGAAGCACAAAAGUAUUGUAAGACUAAUGUUAUUUGGUCUGGGAAAGCUGAGAAAUAUACAAAGAUUCCAGCUUUUGAUGGUUUGGAACAGAACCCAGAUGCCAAAUAUUUGCAUAUUUGUGCUAAUGAAACAAUUCAUGGAGUUGAGUUUAAGGAUUAUCCAAUACCAAAGAAUAAAACCGGGAUUCUGGUUGCUGAUAUGUCUUCAAAUUUUUGUUCUAAGACUGUUGAUGUUUCAAAGUUUGGUGUUAUAUAUGCUGGAGCCCAGAAAAAUGUAGGCCCAUCUGGGGUUACAAUUGUGAUUAUCAGGAAGGAUUUGAUCGGCAAUGCACAGAAAACGACACCAAUAAUGUUGGAUUAUAAGAUUCAUGAUGAAAACAGGUCGCUGUAUAAUACACCUCCUUGUUAUUGCAUUUACAUGUGUGGGUUGGUGUUCGAGUACUUGUUGGAAUUGGGCGGGCUAGAGGAAGUGGAGAAGAUGAACGAGACGAAGGCGAAGUUAUUGUAUAAUGCCAUUGAUGGGAGCAAUGGGUUUUACAGGUGCCCAGUUGAGAAGUCAGUGAGGUCACUGAUGAAUGUGCCCUUUACUUUGGAGAAAUCUGAGUUGGAAGGUGAGUUUGUGAAGGAAGCUGCCAAGGAAAACAUGGUGCAGUUGAAGGGGCAUAGAUCAGUUGGUGGGAUGAGAGCUUCCAUUUACAAUGCUAUGCCUUUGGCUGGAGUUGAGAAAUUGGUUGCUUUCAUGAAGGAUUUCCAGGCAAAGCAUGCUUGAUUCAGUCAUUGCAAUGACAUGAAGAUUGAAGAGAGUCUUUUAUCUUAGUGGAAAUAAUAAUAAUAAAAAUAAUAUGUAGGAUGUUGGUUUUUCAUGGUUUGGUUUUCUGAUCUCAUGUUUCUUCAUGGUUGUUGUUUUUGCAUGGGUUUGGUGGGUAGUUAAGAAUUUUGCUUAUAAUGUAAUUUUCAGAGAGAAAAUGAGAAGGAAUUUUGAAUGCAUAUGUGAUGUUACUGUUAGGGUUGGAUCCAAGCCAAACUGGCUCGGCUUGAUUCAAAUUGGAACUUCAAUUCAGUUCAAUUCAAAUAGAAGUUUCAAUUCAGUUUGAA
This is a messenger RNA of Mangifera indica (mango), 1713 nucleotides long. Its product is annotated as phosphoserine aminotransferase 2, chloroplastic-like. Gene Ontology annotation, cellular component: cytoplasm; chloroplast stroma. Gene Ontology annotation, molecular function: pyridoxal phosphate binding; O-phospho-L-serine:2-oxoglutarate transaminase activity. The record is from RefSeq and is a predicted model, not a curated record. NCBI's taxonomy places the organism in Eukaryota, Viridiplantae, Streptophyta, Magnoliopsida, Sapindales, Anacardiaceae. The coding region runs from base 101 to 1387 and encodes 428 amino acids. Gene Ontology annotation, biological process: L-serine biosynthetic process. The transcript has a single exon.